Molecule: messenger RNA, 733 nt
Organism: Solanum pennellii
Lineage: Eukaryota; Viridiplantae; Streptophyta; Magnoliopsida; Solanales; Solanaceae
Exons: 1
Coding region: 189-635 (148 amino acids)
Source: RefSeq, a predicted model, not a curated record
GAAGGGAGAAGAAGACGCGAGAACACCAAGAAUUCGUUCAUGGAUUUCGUCGAGUGUAAUCCCUAACAAGGUAAUUGCCCUAUUGGAUACACACUUAGGUCAAUAGAAUCCCAAAUUGCCCUAUUGGAGUUUUGAAUCUUAUCAACAUUUGUCUUCUUCUUAUCGUUUUAACCUCAACAAUUCAGGGUAUGAGAGCACAUCCUCUCUCCCUGAAAACAAAAAUUGGAGGAAUUGAUUCAAAUUUUUCAGAACAGCAACAACACAUUCCUAAUUCCGCAAUGAAGAAACUCCGGAGACUUCCUCAUGUAUUUAACUACUUUCUGCAAUUGCCGUUCCGUUCUGAUGCAAAUGUGGCGGUGGAAGAGAAGGAAGGAUUCUUCGGUUUCGUGGCGAAAAUCGAACUAGAAGGAGCUGGGGAUGGACAAGUGAGGGCACAGGCAGUAGAGAUUCAUCCUGGGGUAACAAAGAUCGUUGUAAGAAAAGGAAAUGGAGAUGGUGAUGAGGAUGAAAAACUGAAUGUGGAUGCAUGGAGGUACAGGUUGCCUGCUUCGACUAUGCCGGAGCUGGCCACAACAGUAUUUGUAGACAGAGCUUGUGUGUGUAGAGACGCUGACCAACUUAUUUUUGUACAAUAGUUAACUUUUUCAUAUUUGAUGUAUCAAUUACACAAACAAUUAGUAUAUCAGAAUAUAUGCUUAUGACGAAACUUCAAUCAUGUAUACUAUAUAUCUAA